AUGUAUAUAUAUAUGUGUGUGUGUGUUCAACCUUUGUUGUCAUUUAUCUUAACUGUUGAAUGUCCACCAUAUAAUGGCUUAUGCAAGUGCCUCUUCACAGUUUCUUUCUUUUUUCUUAUAUUUGGAAGGAGAGAAGAAGGGGAGGGAGGGGGGACAAGGCUUUUUUUAAAAGAUUUUUUUAAAAAUUUUUAUUUUCACAGAUGGGGAGGGGAAUUUAUUAAAGUACUGGGGGCGACAUUAACUCCCAUAUGCAUUUCGUUUCAGCAGUAUGUGAGGGCCUGUUGCUCCCUCUUUCCUGCAAUUAUCGUCUAA
Trypanosoma brucei brucei TREU927 is the source of this 312-nucleotide messenger RNA. RefSeq lists its product as hypothetical. The coding region runs from base 1 to 312 and encodes 103 amino acids. The transcript has a single exon. The record is from RefSeq and is a predicted model, not a curated record. NCBI's taxonomy places the organism in Eukaryota, Euglenozoa, Kinetoplastea, Trypanosomatida, Trypanosomatidae.